UCCGGUUUCGGUGUCACCAAUUUGUAAGACGUGGAAUGCAUUUAUAGAUAAAAAUCAAAUUCUGUGUAUAUUCCAGCUGUUGUUUAUUGAUCUGAGGUGCACAUUUCCCGCGGAAAGUAUCAGCCUGGAAAGUCAACAGGACACAAAGCUUUUAGACAUCCUGGAAACUUGCUACGGAUUUCAUUUUUUAUCGAUCUCACCAAAACCAAGCUGACAUAAAUUUCGGCUGAUUGACUCGAGUGACAAGUGUGUCGCAUUGAAAAUGUACGCGUGUUGUCAUUAAUGGUCGUGAGCAAUAAAAAAGUCAUGGAAGAGUGAAUGGUGACGAUUGAAGAAAUGAUGUGAUUUUUUCUGCAAACUUUGUUGGGACAUUUGAACUAGAACAGGAUGGUCAGCCGAGCCCGCCUCCAUUACUGUAAGAUAAUUCUGGCCACCUCGCUGGUAUGGUUCCUGCUGGACGUCUUCAUCUUGAUGUACUUCACAGACUGCGCAGCUAACAGCGCCAACACGAACUGCAAGGAACACGGGGGAGUGGGGGAAGUAAAGAGAAAGUCUGACGGUGGGGGAGGGGGAAUUCUGGAUAGAAUCCUCCCAAAAGGUAUCAUUCAGCGAGUUCCGACGGGCCCUGGAGAGAUGGGAAAACCCGUGGUGGUCCCCUCUGACAAGCAGAAAGAGGCAAAGGAGAAAUUUAAAAUUAACCAGUUUAAUCUGGUGGCCAGUGAGAUGAUCUCUCUAAACCGGUCACUCCCAGACUACCGAAUGGAUGCCUGUAAAAGAAAACAGUAUCCCCCCAAUUCCCAGCUUCCCGAUACCAGUGUAGUAAUUGUAUUCCAUAACGAAGCCUGGACGACGUUACUACGGACUGUACAUAGUAUUAUAAACCGGUCACCACGGGAACUACUUAGAGAAAUCCUACUGGUAGACGACGCCAGUGAAAGAGAAGAGUUAGGUAAACAAUUAAAGGAGUAUAUUGCCACUUUACCAGUUCCUACCCAUGUAAUCAGGUCAGAGGAGAGAACAGGUCUUAUUAGGGCAAGGUUAAAAGGUGCAAAGCAAGCCAAAGGAAAGGUCAUAACCUUUUUAGAUGCACAUUGUGAGUGUACACAGGGCUGGUUAGAGCCCCUAUUGUAUGAAAUCCAUAAGGAUAGGACGGCUGUGGUGUGUCCUAUCAUCGACGUCAUCAGUGACGACACGUUUGAGUACAUCACCGGCUCAGACAUGACCUGGGGAGGCUUUAACUGGAAACUGAACUUCCGCUGGUACCCCGUCCCCCAGAGGGAACUAGACAGGAGGGGCGGGGACAGGAGUAACCCCACAAAAACUCCCACAAUGGCCGGUGGACUGUUUUCUAUAGACAGGGACUACUUUUAUGAAGUGGGAUCUUACGAUGAAGGAAUGGAUAUAUGGGGAGGGGAGAAUUUAGAAAUGUCUUUCAGGGUGUGGAUGUGUGGUGGCAAGGUGUACAUUGUCACCUGUUCAAGGGUGGGCCACGUGUUCAGAAAAACCUCGCCUUAUUCCUGGCCAGGGGGCGUGGCCCGCAUUAUCAAUCACAACACACAGCGUAUAGUCGAGGUGUGGAUGGAUGAAUAUAAGGAUUUCUUCUAUAAAAUUAAUCCAGGGGUAAGGAGUACAAGUUAUGGAGAUGUAUCAGAAAGAAAAUCUCUGCGAGAAAAACUACAUUGUAAAAGCUUUAAAUGGUAUCUAGAGAACGUUUACCCUGAAUCUCAGAUGCCUGUGGAGUACUAUGCUUUAGGAGAGAUAAGAAACAAGGCCACGGGUCAGUGUAUAGAUAGCAUGGGUCGUAAGAGCGGAGAGAAAGUUGGACUGGUCCAGUGUCACGGAAUGGGCGGGAACCAGAUUUUUUCUUACACAAAAAAGAAAGCAUUGCAGACAGAUGAUGUAUGUCUAGACGUAUCAUCACUGCAUGGGCCAGUUAAGUUAUUCCAAUGCCACGGUUUAGGGGGAAAUCAAAAAUGGGAGUAUGAUCAGAAGACCUCUGAGCUGAAGCAUGUGAACAGUAAGCAGUGUCUGGGAGCAGCUGGACCAAAUGACAAGGACGCUCCAUCUGUCGGACCAUGUGAUGGUAGUGCCAGGCAAAAAUGGCUUCUAACCGACAUGAAAUUUUAGAGGAAGACAGAGACUUUUAUUCUGCCGUAGUGUGAUAAUCAGCGAUAAACGUCCGUGUUCUCAAACCAAUCUCAUCACCAUGGGGACCAGAGGUCAAGGUCAGCCAAUCAAAUUACAGAGUCAUUCUGUGUCAGAUUGUGUGAAUAUAUCCAGAUUGGUGCUCAGAUUUCUAGUCAUCUGAUUAUGUGUGUCAGGGUCAUCUGAUCUUAACCUUUGACCUUGAUCUGACUUUGUCUGUUGAGAAAUGAUUUCUGGAUAAUUUUUAAUUGGAGAGUCAAAGACUUUGGUCUUAUAUAUAUUGAUGUUGCUAGAGGAUUUUUUAAAUUUGUUAUUUUCUUAUAUUACUCUAUUGCAUCAAUAUGAAACUUGUAAAAAUGUGUGAAUAUUAAAGUUUGUGGAUGAUUGCUUUUUAACAAAGUUAAUUUAGCAGUGUGAUGGUUUUGUUUGUAUACAACAUGUAGAAUUUGUAAAUUGUGUUUGUUAUGUGUUUUACUGAUUUUAGAAGUGAAAUACUUAGAUUUACAGGAAAUAAUCAGAAUGUGUGUUAAAAUUAUAUUAAUUUAUUGAAGCACAUUUCAUGUUUGUUUACUUAGAUUUCAGAUUUUUCUGUGAAAAUGUUGGGAGAUUUAUGAAUGAUGCAUAUGAAUUAAUGAUUUUUUACUUUGUUUCACUUUUGUUUGUAGCUACAAUCAGUUUAUUAACCUCUUUAUUUAGAUUUCAGUUUAAUAUUAAUACAUUUUACUUUUGUUUAUCAUAAAGAGGGGGUUGGGGAGAAUUGAUGUAUAUUUUAAGAUUGUAGGCUGAUCAUAAAAGAGGGUCCUAUAUCAAGGGUUGCCUAUGUUGUAUAGUGUGUGUGAUAUGUAAGUAAGAUGUACAUUUAGUACGUACUCUCAUCAUUCCAAGAAGUGGAGUUAUAGCUCAGAGUAUGUUUACAGUAUUAUAUUGUAUUGUUUGUAUAGAGGGUUUGCACACACAAAAAGGUUAUAAAGUCUAUUAUUUUUCGUUGGGAUAGAUAUUUUAUUUUGUAUAACUCUGUCGUGUAAUCAAUCAAAUCUUUAAAGGCAGUUUUCUGAGCAGAAUUUGUCUAUCUUUUCACAUUUUUUGAUAAACAUUCUCUAUAUUUACAAGCUAAUGGGUGAAUAUUAAAUCUGAUUAAAGGCACUUGAUAUCAAGGGGGGCUUUUCCAAACAUAUCUUUUACUGAUGAAAAUAAUCAUUAAAAAUGCCGGGGAUGAACAGCUUUGAUUAAUUUUUCAUGGAAUCGGUUAUACCAAUAAUACUCUCUAUUAAAUUCAUAGUUUAUGUCAAACAUCAUUUUGCUAUAAGUGGGAAUUCAUGAUAAGCAUGAUCCAUUUGGGUAUUUUUUAAAAACAAUUUAUAUCUUAUUUUUUUUCACCCUUUCUCCAAACCCACUCAAUUCUAUCAGUUCCCCAUCACCGUCUCUGACCAGGAUGUCUCUGAGUGAUGUGUUUG
Saccostrea cuccullata (small rock oyster) is the source of this 3599-nucleotide messenger RNA. RefSeq names its product polypeptide N-acetylgalactosaminyltransferase 1-like. Gene Ontology annotation, biological process: protein O-linked glycosylation. Gene Ontology annotation, cellular component: Golgi apparatus. Lineage: Eukaryota; Metazoa; Mollusca; Bivalvia; Ostreida; Ostreidae. Gene Ontology annotation, molecular function: polypeptide N-acetylgalactosaminyltransferase activity. The record is from RefSeq and is a predicted model, not a curated record. The transcript has 14 exons. The coding region runs from base 388 to 2127 and encodes 579 amino acids.